Molecule: messenger RNA, 4778 nt
Organism: Sphaerodactylus townsendi
Lineage: Eukaryota; Metazoa; Chordata; Lepidosauria; Squamata; Sphaerodactylidae
Gene: NDST2
Product: N-deacetylase and N-sulfotransferase 2
Exons: 16
Coding region: 830-3460 (876 amino acids)
Cellular component (GO): Golgi apparatus
Molecular function (GO): deacetylase activity; heparan sulfate N-sulfotransferase activity
Source: RefSeq, a predicted model, not a curated record
AGCCAAAGGAAGUGAAUUUUGUGAGCCAAGAACUAUCAGUUUAUGAGCCUCCAUUCUGGCUGCUGGACAAAGGUGCUGUUGGAAAGAUUCCAGGGAGGCUGGGGAAGGACUUGAAUCGAUGCCCGGGAUCAGUGAUGGAUUGGAUGUGGGCUAACAAGCUGAAGCUUAUCCAGACAAGACAAAGGUCCUGGAAUGCCGACUGUUCCUAGAGCAAAGCAGGUUUGAAACUCAAACUGCACCUGGGGAUUGUUGGAGGGGCAGCUGCUGCCUGCAUGGCUUUCCUACGCAGGGUCCCCUUUGGAUAGGACUGGCCACUAUACAUCCCGACCCAUGAAAAGUGAUUGUGCAUCAGCUGGCGGCGGGUGUGGCUGCAUGUGAGACAUUUUCCAGAUGAACCACAUUUACAGAUUGCCAGUCAAGAGAAACCACCAUGUGACGGCCAAACCCCUUUGCUGAGUCAGCUCCUUGCAUCCGUGGAGGCCUUACGUGUCCCCUCCCCUGAUGACCAGCUGAUUCGGUCCAGAAGCCGGGAAACUUCUAGCGGCACAUGAGACCCUUCCUCCCUACGGCGGUCCUGAGCCAGAGGAGAAGCAGAAGAGGAAGGCACCGCACCGAGAAGCGAUGGGACUUGAAAGCCAUGGUUACUUGAGAUAAAUGGCAAACCAUUGGGUGUCUAGUCCUGUAGCCACCCGCUUCUGCUUUGCCCCUCUCUGCGGCUCCCGUUUCUUCUCCACGAGCUGCCCCUGGCUCUUCCAGAGGUGGCGUGGCAGGCACCAGAGGCCGUUUGGUGGGUGUCCGGCGUGAGGAGGGGUGAGCCGCCUGCCUCACCAUGAUUCAGCUGUGGAAAGUAGUGCGGCACGUGCGACAGCUGGAGCUCCACCGGCUGAUCCUGUUGCUCAUUGCCUUCAGCUUGGUCUCCAUGUGCUUCCUGGCUUACUACGUCACCAACAGCCCCAAGAUAAAGGAGCCACCCCCCUUGCCCUUCAGUGACUGUAGCAACCAGCACCGGGUCCUCCUCCAGCCCCAGGCCAGCUGGAGGCUGACCAAGUCCGUGGACAACUCUCGCACGGACCCCGUGGUUCUGGUCUUUGUGGAAAGCAUUUAUUCCCAGCUGGGUCAGGAGAUUGUGGCCAUCUUGGAAUCUAGCCGAUUCAAGUACAGGACAGAGAUUGCUCCUGGGAAGGGGGAUGUGCCCACUUUGACGGACAAGGACCACGGCCGCUACACACUUAUUAUCUACGAGAACGUUCUUAAGUAUGUGAACCUGGAUACCUGGAACAGGGACCUCUUGGACAAAUACUGCGUGGAGUACGGAGUUGGGAUUAUCGGCUUCUUCAAGGCCAAUGAGAACAGCUUGCUUAGCGCUCAGCUCAAGGGCUUCCCCCUCUUCCUACAUUCCAAUCUGGGAUUGCGGGACUACCACAUCAAUCCCAGCGCCCCGCUGCUGUAUGUGACCCAGGCGAAUGAGGUUGAGCAGGGCCCUCUGCCUGGCGAUGACUGGACGGUGUUCCAGUCCAACCAUACCACCUACGAACCUGUCCUGAUGGCCAGCACUAAGUCCUCCGAGUCAAUCCCUCACCUGGCCACCCACAGGGCCCUGCAUGCCACAGUAGUGCAGGACCUGGGACUGCACGAUGGCAUCCAGCGGGUCCUCUUUGGGAAUAAUCUUAACUUCUGGCUGCACAAGCUCAUCUUUGUGGACGCCAUUGCUUACCUGACUGGCAAGCGGCUCUGCUUGACCCUGGAUCGUUACAUUCUGGUGGACAUCGAUGAUAUCUUUGUGGGCAAAGAAGGCACGCGCAUGAAAGUUUCUGACGUAGAGGCUCUUCUGAACACUCAGAACAAGCUGAGGACAUUAGUCCCCAAUUUCACUUUCAACCUGGGGUUCUCUGGGAAAUUCUACCAUACAGGUGAACAGAAGGGUCAGGACAUGCUGCUGAAGCACAGGAAGGAGUUUUGGUGGUUCCCCCACAUGUGGAGCCACAUGCAGCCACACCUCUUCCACAACGUGACCAUCCUGGCCGAGCAGAUGAAACUCAACAAGCAGUUUGCUCUGGAGCACGGAAUCCCUACAGACUUGGGCUAUGCAGUUGCCCCCCACCACUCGGGGGUUUAUCCUGUCCAUGCACAGCUCUAUGAGGCAUGGAAGACUGUCUGGGGGAUCCAGGUGACCAGCACAGAGGAGUAUCCUCACCUUCGGCCGGCCCGCUACCGCCGAGGCUUCAUCCACAACCGGAUCAUGGUGUUACCUCGGCAAACCUGUGGUCUCUUUACACACACCAUCUUCUACAAUGAGUAUCCUGGCGGCUCCAAAGAGCUUGACAAGAGCAUUCGUGGGGGCGAACUCUUUCUGACGGUUCUCCUGAACCCUAUGAGCAUCUUCAUGACACACUUGUCCAACUAUGGGAACGACCGCCUGGGUCUCUACACCUUCGAGAGCCUCGUCAAAUUCGUGCAGUGCUGGACCAACCUUCGCCUUCAGACGCUGCCCCCCAUUCAGCUGGCCAAAAAGUAUUUUGAAAUAUUUUCGCAGGAGAAGAACCCUCUGUGGCAGAACCCCUGUGAUGACAAACGGCACAAAGACAUCUGGUCCAAGGAGAAAACCUGUGACCGGCUUCCCAAGUUUCUUAUUGUUGGACCUCAGAAAACAGGCACAACAGCCGUGCAUUUCUUUCUUUCCAUGCACCCGGCCGUCACCAGUAACUUCCCCAGCCCGUCCACCUAUGAAGAGAUCCAGUUUUUUAAUGGGCCCAAUUAUCACAAAGGGAUUGACUGGUACAUGGAAUUCUUCCCCAUUCCCUCCAAUGCCAGCACCGACUUCAUGUUUGAGAAGAGCGCCAAUUACUUUGACACCGAGGUGGUCCCCAAGCGAAGCGCCGCUCUGCUCCCGCGGGCCAAAAUCAUCACCAUCUUGAUCAACCCAACAGACAGAGCCUACUCCUGGUAUCAGCACCAGCGUGCUCACAGCGACCCUGUGGCACUCAACUACACCUUCUACCAGGUGAUUUCCGCGGGGUCCCAAGCCCCUCCAGAGGUGCACAACCUGCGGAGCCGCUGCCUGAGCCCUGGACUGUAUUCCACUCACCUGGAGCGAUGGCUGGCCUAUUAUCCCUCGGGGCAGAUUCUGAUUGUGGAUGGGCAGGAACUCCGGCACAGCCCCGCCUCUGUCAUGGAGAACAUCCAAAGGUUUCUGGGGGUCACACCACUCUUCAAUUACACCCAGGCACUCAAGUUUGAUGAGGCCAAGGGCUUUUGGUGCCAGGGACUGGACAGCGGGAAGACCAAGUGCCUGGGGAAGAGCAAAGGGAGGAAAUACCCAGAGAUGGAUGCCUCGUCCCGCAUGUUCCUGGCAGACUUCUAUCGCGAGCACAACAUCGAACUCUCCAAGCUGAUGAACAAGUUCGGGCAGCCCUUGCCCACCUGGCUGCGAGAGGAACUCCAGAACUCCAGCUGGAGCUGAAGGCGCACACUCAGGCCACGGAGACACGAGGACGGGAAAGCCGCCUGGAAGCAGCACCUGCAGCCGCCAUCUCUUUUUGAGCAGAUGUCAUCUGAAUGAGGAACGGGAGCGUGCUCGUGAACUUGAAGUGGGGGGGGGGGGGCUGAGUGAGGACUGUGCACCUUCAAGUAUUAAUGGUUUGGGGUGGCUGAGACCCCCUGGUGGGGGACAAAACUGCACAAGGUGCUGCGUUAUUGUCCUGCCGGCCUCCCGUUCCAGGAUGCAGGCGGGCUACUGUCCCCAAUGCAGGAAAGCUGAGGGUGUGCGCCACAGAGGGACAAAAGCAUGCCAGCAUGUAGGUUACUGACACAUUUUGACCAAUGGCCAGUUGCUCAGGAUGCCCACAAGCCAAAGUCUGGUGCUGUGAAUGCCCCCUUGGGUUUGUGUGGGUGGUGGCUGGGGGGGGGGGGGCUGACAGCAAGGAUCAUGUCUUGGCUCUUCCAACAGCAGUGUCUGAGGAGGAGGCAGGCAGGGAAUAAUCACUGAGGACGAGGCAUCAGGAACUUGUGGCAGGAGAGGGGAGUCUUUGCCCACCCCCACCCCCACCCCAGUUGCAGAUGCAGGCCGCUUGCAGCCGUUUUGUCUGGACAGCCACGCACUGUCCCUUCUUGGCACUACGGCACGGAGAAGUUGCGGAGUGAGAGGGUGCGCAGAGCAGCCACGUGGCCCGUCCUCACUUCCAGGUCCCCAGCUGGCUCCUGUUCCCGACUCCCAUCUAUUCUUCCCGGCAACCACUUCCCCAAUUGUACAGCAACCAGCCAAACACCUGCCUUUCCUUUCUGAGCACACCUUACGCUGUGCAGACUCAAGUGCCAGGCUCCCACGGUGGCGAGGGGGGCGUAUGUGUGCGAAGGAGCCAACUUUGGUGGGAAGAACUCCUUGGGGGCGACUUGUGCUACUCUGUGUCUGCAUCCUCCCGGGAAAAGAAGUGGCUUUCAGCCAAGUUUAUGCAUUGAGCCUUAGUUCUUGUGUAUUUUUUUUAAUGGCGACUUCACCAUUGUCUGUAAAUAGAUACUAUGGACUAUAUACGAUUCCAUUCAAUGUGUCCCCAAGCAGGGGCAGUGCUGUGCAACCAAACAGUGGAACCAACAAUACCGAACAAAAACAGCCAAUGAAAAACCUGUGGCCGAAGAGAGGCGCGCGCACCGCUUCCUGCACUGGAUUCAUGUAUAGUGUCAUUCACAUUGAAUGAUGAUGAUAAUGAUCAAGCAUAAAUUCUUGGCUCUUGCAGCUGAGCACAUUGUCUAAAUAAAGGUUAGACGUAGCAUUUGGAGUCCAA